Molecule: messenger RNA, 915 nt
Organism: Poecilia latipinna (sailfin molly)
Lineage: Eukaryota; Metazoa; Chordata; Actinopteri; Cyprinodontiformes; Poeciliidae
Product: zinc finger protein 271-like
Exons: 2
Biological process (GO): regulation of transcription by RNA polymerase II
Cellular component (GO): nucleus
Molecular function (GO): RNA polymerase II cis-regulatory region sequence-specific DNA binding; DNA-binding transcription factor activity, RNA polymerase II-specific
Source: RefSeq, a predicted model, not a curated record
UUGUUGCUUUGUUGUGCUUCAACCAGAGCUAGAUCACAAAUGGAGGACAUUAAGGCAAAAGACAAGAGCCACAUGAGCGGCUCGGUGUCGUCUUUACCAGAGAACUAUAGCAGCAUCAACAGGAACGAAACUCAUGAUGACUGCAUGAGCAAAGACCAUCAACACAUCCACACUAGAGAGAGGCCAUACAGCUGUGACCACUGUGAGAAGAGAUUCAUCAGAAAAAGCCAUCUGAUGUCCCAUCAACACAUCCACACUGGAGAGAGGCCAUACAGCUGUGACCACUGUGAGAAGAAAUUUAGUCAGAAAUACAAUCUGACAAUCCAUCAACGCAUCCACACUGGAGAGAGGCCAUACAGCUGUGACCACUGUGAGAAGAGAUUCAUCAGAAAAAGUGAACUGAUGUCCCAUCAACACAUCCACACUGGAGAGAGGCCAUACAGCUGUGACCACUGUGAGAAGAAAUUUAGUCAUAAACACAAUCUGACAGUCCAUCAACGCAUCCACACUGGAGAGAGGCCAUACAGCUGUGACCACUGUGAGAAGAGAUUCAUCAGAAAAAGUGAACUGAUGUCCCAUCAACACAUCCACACUGGAGAGAGGCCAUACAGCUGUGACCACUGUGAGAAGAAAUUUAUUUGUAGACACAAUCUGACAAUCCAUCAACGCAUCCACACUGGAGAGAGGCCAUACAGCUGUGACCACUGUGAGAAGAGAUUCAUCAGAAAAAGUGAACUGAUGUCCCAUCAACACAUCCACACUGGAGAGAGGCCAUACAGCUGUGACCACUGUGAGAAGAGAUUCAUCAGAAAAAGUGAACUGAUGUCCCAUCAACACAUCCACACUGGAGAGAGGCCAUACAGCUGUGACCACUGUGAGAAGAAAUUUAGUCAUAAACACAAUCUGACAGUCCAU